UCAAAAAUGUAGCAAGACAAAAUUAAACCUUAGGGGCGCUCCCCUUUUCGGCACAAAAUGGGUGAUGAAAAAUUACACUUUGGCCUCGCACCGCUGCGCUCUGUGUACCGCUGCUCGACCAACAUAUUGGACCUCAAUCUGGACACCAUGAUGCGGGUCUACGACUAUCUGGCGGAGCUAACGGAUCAGGUGCGUCUGGCCUGUACGGCGCCCAAGUUCCGAGAGGCAUACAAGAUUUGGGCACGCACACACCGGCACACACUCAACGUGGAGGAUCUGGAGACGAUGCGACUGCCGGAGAUGAUAAAUUUCUUUACGCUGGCGGGGCCGUUCAUCAAGGUGCUGCUGGUGGACUGUGCCUGGCACGACAAGGAGUCGCUGCUGGUGGAAUUUAUAGCGGAAUAUUGCAAGAACCUCGAGGAGAUUUACUAUACAAGUGUCACCGAUGACUUUCACUAUGGCGCGAUCAUGUCAAGGAUGCGUCACCUGAAGCGCAUCACCAUCGAUUGUGAGGAUGCGGAGGAUGUGCUGAGCUUUGACUUGCAGGCCAAUCGGGGACUGGAGUACUUUGAAUUGGUUAAUGGGUGUUAUACGGGCAAACAUCUCUGCGGCUUUCCCAAACUUCAAACUCUGGUACUGCGCGACUGUUUGCUUUGGAACUCGGGAGAGUUUGGCAUUCCCCUGAAGUCCUUGCGCAUCCUCAACCUCGAUGACUGCUGCUUUGAGGUGAUGAAUGAGAGUUUGUACCAAAAGAUAGCCGACUGUUGUGUGGACCUGGAGGAGCUGCACUUCUCCGGCUGCGACUCACACUUUGAGGUGAUUGCGCAGCUGCCAAAGCUCAAGCGCUGCACACUCAAGACCUGGGUGACCUCCAAUGAGCUGAACAUUGGCUUCCUCAACACACUGGCCGAGCAGCGGGGCAACAGGCUCACCCAUUUGCAUUUGUCCGGACAGUUUGAGAUCACCAAUGAACAUGCCCGCGCUCUGGGGCUGUUGCACUCCCUCGAGGAGCUGCGCUGGAGCAACAAUGACAAUCUGGAGGAUGAUCAUUUCAAGUUCUUCAAUGAUUUGGGUCUGCUGGAGUGCUUUGGCCUGUGCUCCUGCGGUCGUGUCACGGAUAUUGGACUUAUGAGACUGUUACGAAAAUGCGCACAACUACGGCUAAUGGAUCUCAAGGAAUGCGAUCAGAUCACAAAUGGGUUUGUCCUCAAUGCCAUUGGUUGUCUGGCCAAACCCACGCCGUGUCGCCAUUUGGUCAUCAAUGUGCUGGGCACCAAGAUCAAGGAGGGACUCCUAACAAGCAUGGCAUAUCUGGCGCCCUUGAACAAUGUAAAGCUGAACUUUAUUCGUGCUUAACAAUGGCAUCCACUGGGACAAUGGAAUCCACUCUGCGCUUAGUCAUGCAGCACAAGGAAGUGGAAGCUGUCCGGCAAUAUUUAUGAUCCACCAGAGAGAAUGCUCCAUUAGCAUUGGCAUAAUUGCUGGGACAAGCGUGUAGAGCACACACUUGGGCACUUUUAAUAA
This is a messenger RNA of Drosophila subobscura, 1524 nucleotides long. RefSeq lists its product as uncharacterized. The transcript is spliced from 3 exons. The record is from RefSeq and is a predicted model, not a curated record. Lineage: Eukaryota; Metazoa; Arthropoda; Insecta; Diptera; Drosophilidae. Bases 58 to 1356 code for a protein of 432 amino acids. Gene Ontology annotation, biological process: SCF-dependent proteasomal ubiquitin-dependent protein catabolic process. Gene Ontology annotation, cellular component: SCF ubiquitin ligase complex.